Messenger RNA from Dovyalis caffra, 717 nucleotides. The record is from the annotation of a GenBank genome assembly. NCBI's taxonomy places the organism in Eukaryota, Viridiplantae, Streptophyta, Magnoliopsida, Malpighiales, Salicaceae.
AUGUCUGCUAUGGUUUCUGUUCUCACUCAAGUCAUGGGUACUGCCGACAAUAACCCAACUUCGGUGCAACCAACCCCAUUUGCGCUCGAGCAAUCCGUCGUCAAAGUCGAACCUGACCAGUCUCAACCAGUGCAAGAUCAAGAAAAUACAAGGAAAAGGCAUUACAGAGGAGUGAGACAAAGACCUUGGGGUAAAUGGGCAGCCGAAAUACGUGACCCUAAAAAGGCAGCUCGAGUCUGGCUUGGUACUUUUGACACUGCUGAGGAUGCAGCCGUUGCAUAUGACAAAGCAGCACUUAAAUUCAAAGGCACCAAGGCUAAGCUUAAUUUUCCUGAAAGAGUUCAAGGGAGAACUGAGUUCGGCUACUUCAUGGGUUCUGCGGCCUCAAGCAAUGUUUUGACUGAACAAAAUCCUAGGCCAGUUGCUCCUUCUCCUCCUCCUCCUCCUCCUCCCCCUUCAUCAUUUGCACCAGACACUUACCCAGACUUGAUUCAAUAUGCACAAAUCCUUUCUAGCAAUGAUGCUAAUUUCCCGUACUACACUUCAAACCUCUUUAGUCAACAACCUUUUCCUCCCCAUUUUUCAUCAAGCUUUUUAUCACAGCAACAGCUACAUCAACAACAGCAAGAAUUGAUGGGAUUCUCGCCAAGGUUCGAUAGCUCCUCUAACUCAGAUCAACAGGAACAUGGGAAGGACUCCGGUAAUCCUAGCGAGUAA